Messenger RNA from Pyricularia pennisetigena, 2469 nucleotides. RefSeq lists its product as uncharacterized. Gene Ontology annotation, molecular function: high-affinity potassium ion transmembrane transporter activity. Lineage: Eukaryota; Fungi; Ascomycota; Sordariomycetes; Magnaporthales; Pyriculariaceae. Gene Ontology annotation, cellular component: plasma membrane. The coding region runs from base 1 to 2469 and encodes 822 amino acids. The transcript is spliced from 2 exons. Gene Ontology annotation, biological process: potassium ion import across plasma membrane; intracellular potassium ion homeostasis. The record is from RefSeq and is a predicted model, not a curated record.
AUGGGUGGCUCGAACAGCGAUGGCUCCCUCAGCAGGCUCCAACUUCAAGACCGCUGGACAGACAUCUACCGUACCAUAAAACCAUAUCUACCGCCAGUCAAUUUUAUCACCGUCCACCAUGCGUACUUUGUCUUUGUCGGAUUGAUAAUCUCUGCGAUUUUCUUCGCAUUGGCCGACAGAGAGGAGUUUAAAACGCUCAGCUUUGUUGACUCAUGGUUCCUCAUCAUGUCUGCGUUCACUGGCAGCGGCCUGAACACUGUCAAUCUGAGUGAGCUGGUCGUUGCCCAGCAGGCAAUCUUGUUCGUCAUGAUGGUCAUUGGCAGUCCCGUUCUGGUGUCUCUUUUCACCAUUUGGUUCCGCGUCCGUAUUUUCGAAAAGCGUUUCGACCGCAUCGUCGAAGCCGAAAGGGAGCGUCGCCGACGCAAGCGCGCAACUGGUGCCAUGCUUGGCAUGGCUGGGGCCAUGGCCGGCCUGCCAGUAAUGUCGACUUUUGGAGCGGGUUCCCGUCCUCCCCCUCAAUCUCCCCAGGAACGUGCCAAGAACGAUGCCUUUGAGCUUUCAAAGCCCAAAUCGCCAAGGCCAGGUGAUAAAGACGGUUUCCAAGUCGAGUCGCCCAAGUUAUCCCCAACGACAAACCCGACCGCGAUGGCGAUGCACCAGCAGUUGGCGGCACUGCAGAGCAACUUCCAGGAGGAUGGCGCAGUUCCCUCGUCACCUGGUCCCAGGCCUGCGCCUUCGACCGGCCAUAGCCAUCGUCACCGACCGCCUAUGUCUCCCCUCGCGCGCUCUGCUACUAUUAGGGCUGGAACCACUGAGGCGACAGGAGAGACUGGUUUCGACUUUAGGACUUUUGUUCGCACACACAAACAUUCCAUCGGCCGCAACGGCCAGUUUUUCGAUCUUGACGACGACGAGCGCGAGUAUCUCGGAGGAGUCGAAUACCGUGCCCUGAAGCUAUUGUUCGUGAUAGUUGCCAUCUAUUUCGUUGUUUUGCAGAUCCUGGGAGCCAUCACGCUGGGCGCCUGGCUUUCCGUCCACGGGCGAACAGCUACGGCGGUCAAUUCUCAAGAUCCAUGGUGGUCCGGCAUAUUUCUAGCUAUUUCCUCCUUCAACAAUUGCGGGUUGACGUUGCUCGAUGCUGGCCUAACCGCCUUUGUCGACGACGCAUUUGUGCUUACCAUUGUUACUUUACUCUCAUUUGCCGGCAACGCCGCUUUUCCUGCCUUUAUCCGAGGCACCAUCUAUCUGGGACGUCUCUUUUUUAAGCACAUCAUUGCCCGCCACGGCCCCGAGUCCGACGAGUACGGCGCUUGGGAAGAAGCUUUCGAUUUUAUUCUCAAAUACCCGCGACGCCUCUUUAUGCUCAUGUUCCCCUCAAAGGCCAACCUUGCCUUUGUUUCUUUCUUUUCAACAGUUGUCAUUGUCAACUGGAUCGGGCUCCUUGUCCUAGGCUUAGGAAACUCGGUACUGGACGUCUUUCCGUUGGCCAAGCGCAUCGGCGUGGCGCUCUUCCAGGCUACGACGACGCCCUCUGGUGGUUUCGCAGUCUUUUCGAUAUCUGGCCUGUGGUUCGACGCCCAGGUGCUUUUACUUAUUGUCAUGUAUCUCGCAGCGUAUCCCGAGAUUAUCGUGAUGCGUAAUUCUAAUGUCUACGAAGAGCGGUCGCUCGGUUUAUAUUCUACUGCAGAGGCCGCGAAGCAGGAGGAAGAGGAAGACGCCGCUGACGAGGCUGCUGCGGCGGGGAUGACGGACAUCGUUCCACAGCUCUCGGCGAACUCUAUGUCCCACGCCAGCGGCAUUUCGGCGAAGCCCAAGAUGACAACAACCACCAUCAAAACGCUGGCGCACGUCGGCCGGCGCGGCACCGCGUUCGUAGGCAAGCAGUUGAAGCAGCGCAUAAGCGACUUUCAGGGCGUAGGCAUCGACAACGCCGCAGCACGCCGCCGCUCACAGGCUGCCGCGUCCCUUCCAGUCAUCGUCGGGAUCAAGCGGUCCAAAAGCAUCCAAUUUGAACCACCGCCGGCCGCUACGGCAGCAUCCGACGGUAGCGUCAGCCUAAUUUCGCAGCACCUCCGCGGACAACUGGCGCACGACGUAUGGUCCAUCGCGCUCGCGCUGUUUGUGAUCACCAUAAUCGAAACCUCGCACUCAAUACUUGACCCACGCACGUUCAGCGUGUUCAACUUUCUCUUCGAGAUUGUUUCGGGCUACACAAACAUUGGAAUAUCGGUUGGCCUGCCUGACCAAGCAUACAGCUUCUCUGGCGGCUGGUAUGCCGGCAGCAAGGUAGUAAUGGUGCUUAUGAUGAUCAGGGGACGGCACAGAGGCCUACCCGUUGCGCUGGACCAUUCGGUCAAGCUCCCAGGCUGGGAUGACGUGGCAAGGGAGGAACAGGACGCAGAAAUCCGGAGGAGUCUCAGCAUGGCUCGUGCCAGUAUGGAAAAUAAUGGUCAACAAGUCGUUUAUUAG